AUGAGAAAACUUAAUCAAGAUUUAGUGGAAAAUACAUUUAGCUAUUUGAAAGAAAUGUGUGGUAGUGUUAGUAAUAAUAUAACUGUGUUUGAUUUUAUUAAAUACAGGUAUAGUAGAUAUAUUUAAAGUUAUUUAUCAUGAUAAAUUAUUCAUUUUAGAAUGAUUUAUAUAAGCAUAUUUUGUAAUUAAAUGUUGAAAAUAUAAGUUUUUACAACGUAAUUGAUUUUUAACAAUACCUAUUAUACUAAUUUACCUGCAUUUUAGUCUUCGCUGGUACAUUCUUGGAAAACAUUCAAAUUGUAUUUUCACUAAUAAUACUAACUCCGAGUAUGGAAAUGAACAAAAUCUUUUAAGUGAAGAUGAAUGUUUAACAAGUGAAAUUAUUCAUUACUCUGAAAUUAUUUCAAGAUUAGAUAAUGUCAUGUUGGAAUUAGUAAAAGAAAGAACAUUAGUUCAACUAGUAAGUUUUGAUCUAUUAAAACAAUUUGAAAUGUCUGUUAGUACAAGAAUCAAAAGUUAA
This is a messenger RNA of Cinara cedri, 520 nucleotides long. NCBI's taxonomy places the organism in Eukaryota, Metazoa, Arthropoda, Insecta, Hemiptera, Aphididae. The record is from the annotation of a GenBank genome assembly.